AUGAAACUCACACUCAUUUCGUCUGCCCUGCUUGUUGUCGGGGCAAGUGCUAAGUUGCACACGCCCAGCACCCAUGUCGAUUAUGUUCGCCGCGCUCUUCCCUCUGAUGCUGCUGGUUAUGCUAAGCUAGACAAUCCAACCAAGGAGUGCAAAUAUUAUACGCCACCUGAAAUGGAACAGAUGUUGAAGGACCGUCUUCCAAAGGCUGGAAAAGUUGCGGACAUCUUGCCGAAUGAUGACGAAGCAAAGAAGGUCUGGAAAGAGAUUCAGGAUACGGGCAUUAUCCCUGAAGAGGUCAAGACAAAACCCGAUGCGUCAAAUGGUAAGCAUGCGGAAGUGGAUAUUAAAUCUGCGAACUACGAUGCGGACAAGGAUCCAGAUUGUUGGUGGUCUGCCAGCCAAUGCACCAAGCCGAAGCACAACAAGAUUCCCGAGGAUAUCGCCGUAUGUCCAGAGGGAAGCACAUAUGGAUUGACCUUUGAUGAUGGACCCAACUGCUCGCACAAUGCGUUCUACGACUUUUUGAAGCAAAAAAAAUUGAAGGCAUCGUUGUUCUAUAUCGGUACCAACGUAGCUACCUGGCCUUACCAGGCUCAGCGUGGUCUUGCCGAUGGACAUGACAUUUGCGUUCACACAUGGUCUCACCCUGCAAUGACGACCUUAUCUGACUCGCAAGUAUUUGCCGAACUCUUCUACACAGUCCGGGUCAUCAAGGCCGUUCUUGGUAUUACGACCACAUGCUGGCGUCCUCCAUUUGGUGAUACUGAUGAUCGUGUGCGUGCUAUUGCAGCCGGUCUGGGAUUGCGCACAAUUCAUUGGAGGGAAGACACUGAUGACUGGCAGAUGGCUUCAACUGGAUCGCCCAAGCAGGUUCGCCAGAAUUACGAUAAAAUCGUCGACAAAGCUAGUAAUGAAAGCCCUAUUGUACUGGCUCACGAACUCCACAACGAUACGAUGAGCAUAUUUAUCGAGAAAGAAUCAAAAAUUGCAGAUGCUUACAAGCAUGUGGCUCCUGUCAGCGCUUGUAUGAAUGUCACGAAUCCUUACAUGGAAAACCAAAUUGUGUAUCCAAACUUUGAAGAAUACACUGGCGGCAACGCGAAUUAUAAAGGCUUGCCUGACAUGAGCAAUAUGAAAAUCAAUCCUAACGUUGACUUUAGUGCUCUGUCGCUGGCUAAAAUGGACACUGGCUUUGCACCAGGUGGUGAGAACAAGAAGCAAACCGACACUGGUUCAGCAACUUUCUCUUCUGACUCAUCGGAUGAUGGGAGCAAGAAUGCCAAAGGCUCUAAAGACGGUGGCAGUGGUGGUAAAGACAACAGCCAUAAGGAGAACGGCGCCAUCCAGUUUUCCUCUUUGUCUUUAUGGGCCGCACUUCUUAGCUCUAUUACGAUUACCUUCGUUACAUUCCAGGUUUAA
Messenger RNA from Malassezia globosa CBS 7966, 1419 nucleotides. RefSeq lists its product as uncharacterized. Gene Ontology annotation, biological process: carbohydrate metabolic process. The record is from RefSeq and is a predicted model, not a curated record. The coding region runs from base 1 to 1419 and encodes 472 amino acids. Gene Ontology annotation, molecular function: chitin deacetylase activity. Gene Ontology annotation, cellular component: membrane. NCBI's taxonomy places the organism in Eukaryota, Fungi, Basidiomycota, Malasseziomycetes, Malasseziales, Malasseziaceae. The transcript has a single exon.